GCGUCACUCGAUAUUUCAUGUACUUCAUAAAUGUGCCAGAAUUUUAUUUCCACCACGGGUUAUUGUUGAAAUUUUCUCCCGUCGAAGAGUAUUCCGCUUCAAGGAUAUGAAAACUGUACUUCUUGUUAUCUGCAUCAGCAAUGCUGUUUGCUUCGAAACAUUCGACGAACCCAAAGAUGCAGUAAAAGUAAUUGGUCGAAAAGUAGAAUCCGCUGACGGAAUCAUAAAUGCCGUACUGAAAGAAAAAGAAAAUGUGGCAGAAAACAUUUCCCAUAUGAGAAACUCCAACAUAGAAGAUCCAUCCCAAAAGAAGAACGGAAAAACAUCAGUUCAAUUGGGAGAGCAUGUCGUAAUAAACAGGAAAAGAAACAGUGGGGCUCAUAAAUACAUAGCGAACUCUCUCAGUUUGACAUCAACUGGACCAAAAAACAUGAAUUCUGUUAUAGAACGAAAAAAUGAACACAAUUCAAAAAGUAGCAGUAGCAAAAGAUCUGGUGUCUCAAAUAAUCACCAACAAGGUAAGACAGAAACCAAUAAUGAAACGUCUGUGAUGAAUAUUGUAUCAAGAAACCAAGGAACUGAAAGAAGGAUGGAUCAACCAAAAAAACUAUCAAGAGUGGGAAAUAGAGGUCCACCUACUCCUACGAGAAAACUAGCUUCUUCAAAAAAUUAUCAAGAAAAUAAGACGAAAAAAGUUGAUUCAGUACUUGCUGGUUCAGAACACAAAUUGGCAAUUAAUUUAUUGAACACAAAUUUUCCAGUAGCCAGAGACACAAGUGCACAUAACACGACAAAUGAAGUAAUCAAAGGAACUGGUGCAACAAAACCUAUUCAGAAAACUGAGGCUGAAGAAACUGAUCAAAAAAUUUUGAAAGCUAUACCCAUGAAAGGAAACACAUUGACAGAAACAGAACUAGAGAAAGAUAAAGUGAAAAGUGGUCAUAAUUCAACAAGGAGGAAAGUCAAACAACCAGAAGCAAAAUAUAAUAUUCAAAGAAAAAGAAUAGAAAUGAAUUCGAAAAGAACUUUAGAAAAUAUUGGUGCAAUGGAACUGAAUCCAAAAAGUGAUAGCAAUCUAAGGAGAGUAGAUUAUUUUGCUCCGUCGACUGAUCUGAAUCUACAGAAAGCAUUGGAAGUUGUUACUGGAAAAAAAGCAGCUAAAAUCAAUCCAAUGAUAUUCGUGGGAGAACCUAUAAUGGUGGAACAAGUUUUGAAACCAUUUGAUGAUAUGACACUGAAGAUAACUGGUUCUGAAAAUCACCAAAAAGAUAUGAGUCACCGUGCAAUGAAAAAUUCUACGAAAUCUAUUCCCGUGAUGAGCAGAAGUGAUCUGAAACACGUAACAAUGGAGAAAACAAAAGAUGUGGUAUCGGUUCCAGGAGCUAGAAAUUCUAAUCAACAUAAUACGACAAAGAAAAUAAUCAAAAAAUCUGGUACCACAGAGCCCAUUCAGAAACAUGAAACAGGAGGAAUUGACCCAAGAAUCCUGAAAGGUGCUUUCGAUUUCGAAAGUAUCAUACACGCGAAAGGACAGAAAUUGACAGAAUCGGAACUGGAGAAAGACGUAUGGACAGUUACGGAAAGAAGUAAUUUUGAUUCAACAACGAGAAAAAUCAAACGACCAGAAGUAUCAAAUAAUAUCCAAAGAAAAAUGAUAGAGAAAAAAUUGAAUACUAGUGCGGAUAGUGCACGGAGGGAAAAAUCCAAUCCUUUAGUUGGUGAUAAAAGUAGUGGCAGUCCACCAAGAAGCGAAGUCAAAGAUUCUGCUUCGUCAAAAAAUAAUGAAAUGAAUAAGUCAGAAUUUGAUUUACAGAAAGCUUUGGAAGCGGUUACUGGAGAAAUGGCACCUGAAAUCAAUCCAAUGAUGUUGGUGGGUGAAGCGAUAAUAGUGGAACAAGAAUUGAAACCCUUCAACGAUAUGACAGGAGUGUUAAAUGAUUCUGGAGAUCACAAAAAUGGCAUGAGUCAUCGUGCAAUGAGAACCUCUACGAAACCAAUUCCCGUGAUUAACAUGAAUGAUCUAAAACGCAAAACAAAGGUGGAGAAAUGUAAUAUGGAUUUAGAGGUCCGGUGUAAACAGGAUAAGUUUAUUCCAAUUUCUACUAGUUCUGAAUGUAAUUUUUGAUUUCAUUGUUGAUGUUUGUUCAGUGAAUUAUAUUGUAAUAUAUUCUAAAGACAAUGUCUUUAGAAUAUAUGGAAUUAAAAAAUGGUCGAAUA
Molecule: messenger RNA, 2217 nt
Organism: Leptinotarsa decemlineata (Colorado potato beetle)
Lineage: Eukaryota; Metazoa; Arthropoda; Insecta; Coleoptera; Chrysomelidae
Source: RefSeq, a predicted model, not a curated record